AUGCCGGCAACCGUGCCGCCGGCCAACGACGAUACAGAGAUGAGACCCCCCGCGGAUGCGGUUGACAGUGAUCAGGAUGCGGAAGGCGAGGAAGAAACCGACCUCUACCAGAUGGAUCAGCAGCUCCAGGAUGCGGUGCACCGGGCAUACUCCGGGGAAGUGGCCGAAGAAGCUGCCAACGCCGCCAACGCCGCUGACGACGAGGAUCUGGACGCCGAGGGGGAACCCGAUAUUGACCUAGACCUGACUGGGGAAAAUGUGGACGCCCAGCCUGUCGGUGCUGUUAAAGUGCCGGAUGACGGGCCAACCGUUGAUAACGAAGAUGCAGAUGGUGACCCGGCGUUUGAGCACCACAGCGAUAGCGAACAAGAGGCGUCAGGGUCCUCAUCCAGCAGUCAGGAGUCGGAUGAGGAAUGGGAAGGGGAAAGCAACGACCGCGAAGAUGCAGAGGGCGAUAACAACACUGUCCGUGGUAACUGCAUUUUCUGUGGCCAAGAUGAAGACAAUGAUCCAAGCGAAGAGUUUGAAGAGUAUCUGACAUGUGCGGUCUGCGGCGAUCACUCGCACCGACAAUGUGCUCGCGAGCAGAAUGCACUCAACGAAGCCGAAGAGGCAACCCCGUGGAGAUGUCCCACUUGCGUGAGGGAGAAGCUCGAGCCCAGCCCGGCAGGCACCAGCUCCUCGCAACGGAAAUCGCUUCCAAAAAACAUGCAGAAGGAACUUCUUCCCGCACACACGGGAGAUGAGAAUUCAGGGUUUCAUUCUAUUUUCAACACGAUAAACCCUGUGGACGAUCUUCUACACAGUUCACGAUCCCUACGAAAGAGGAAAACUCUAUCGGCAGACAUACAGGAACAGACUCCAGUGCUUCGCAAACGGCAGAGACAGACUCCUUUGCGCUCUGAACGAAGUGGUUCGAGGGAUCAGCUAGGUGAUUCGACAGACCCUCUGUCGCCUGUCCGGACUCGUUCUCGUCGCACCCGCGGAGGAGGUGAGAAGGAAAGCUGCCGGGUAGUGCUGAAACAAUUUGGAAGACUGGUGCUGGCUUUUCAGCUCAACGAGACCAAGAUGACCAAGAUCCUUAAUUCGCGUGCUCGACCAUUACAAACCCGGAAUAACAAAAAGACCCUCAAAGCACCAACCCCCGUGAUUCGCGACGGCCCUGCUCAUUUUGCACCUAUCACACCCGCAACCUACAUGUCUCCCUUUUACUCCUUCCAUGACCGCGAGACCGACGAAUCCAAAUCGAAGCCUUAUGGUGGAAUUUUAUCCGAAGCUGAUGCCGACACCUCCAAGACCCUGCCGACGCAUGCCGAUCGGGAGAAAUUCGAGAUAGCCCGGCAGAAGGCCGAGGAAGAAUGGCAAAGGCGGGUCAUGGAGGCCGAAAGCGGCGGAGAGCCCGUCCAGCAUGCUUCCCAGAAGGUCUCCGGCCCGCCGUCCCGAAUCAAGUACAUCAACUUUGGUGGCUACGAAAUCGAGACAUGGUAUGCGGCGCCAUAUCCCGAAGAGUAUAGUCGCAAUCGCGUGCUAUACAUCUGUGAAUUCUGCCUGAAGUACAUGAACUCAGACUAUGUGGCAUGGCGACAUAAGCUCAAGUGCCCUGCAAAACACCCCCCAGGAGAUGAAAUUUACCGCGAUGGCUCGAUUUCAAUCUUCGAGGUUGAUGGGCGCAAAAACCCUGUAUACUGUCAGAAUUUGUGCUUGCUUGCAAAGCUCUUUCUGGGCUCCAAGACUCUCUACUAUGACGUCGAGCCGUUUCUCUUCUACGUUAUGACCGAGUUCGACGACCUUGGCUGUCACUUUGUUGGAUAUUUCAGCAAAGAGAAGCGACCAAGCUCCGCGAACAAUGUCUCCUGCAUUCUCACUCUGCCGAUUCACCAACGAAAAGGCUACGGAAACCUCCUCAUCGACUUCUCCUAUCUGCUCACACGCAUCGAAGGGAAGACUGGCUCCCCAGAGAAGCCCCUUUCGGAUAUGGGGUUGGUUUCUUACCGAAAUUACUGGAGGCUCAUCCUGUCAUAUCAGCUACGCAACCAGAAAACGCCGGUCAGUAUUGCGGAUCUCUCGGACCGAACCGGUAUGACAGCGGACGACAUCGUAUCUGGCCUUGAAGCCUUGCGCGCCCUUGUUCGUGAUCCAGUGACAAAGACUUACGCGUUACGUCUUGACUACAAAUACUUCGAAGAGUGCAUACAGAGUUGGGAAAGCAAGGGCUAUGUGACGCUGAACCCCGAUGCCUUAGUCUGGACCCCGUAUAUUAUGGGUCGCAGCAACCAGUCGCAGUUCGACAGAGCGCCGCUUCAUACUGUCGCCCCGCGUGAGGGUAUGGAGGAGGAGGAGGAAGAUGAGGACGUGAAAGAGUCCAGUAACGAAGAGGAUUUGCAGGAUAUUGGUGCACUGAAGGCGAAUGGCCAUGCUCGUCCCACGGUCAAUGGUAGCGGUAACGCUGAUUCGGAUGGGAUUCCCCAUGAGCCUGCUGGGCCUCCUUCGACGGACCUCCUUACCCAUGCGCAUGGCCUCCGUCAUCAGCACGAGUCCACAGGGACUACUGAACAGAACCCUACAACCGAUGUUCCUGCCUGGCGAUUUGAAAUUUGGCCGCCUGUUCAAGCACCUGUUUUCAGACGAAAACCAGGACGACCUUUUGGCAGCAAAUCAUCGCACAACAAAGGCAUCUCGAUCACCCCAACGACUGCACGAACCAGUGGUCGCAAUACCCCAAGACGAUCUUCCACGUUAGCGUCCGCCACACCGACGGCCAAUCCACCAAGCGUACGGCGUGGCCGCAGUGCGAUGUCAACAGACUCGCCGGCCAUGGAGCCUACGAGCGUGCAGAGCAAUGGUAUCGACGUGGAACAGAUUCGCCCGCUAGAUGACACGGGGUCCUCUGCAGGCCAGCAAACCGAGAGCGCGAAACCGGAAACCUCUGAAGGCCAAGAUGAUGUGGAAGGCGAGACGGCUCUGGGGACUCCUAACGGCACUCGCCAGACCCCCGUCGGUGGCAACGAAAUGACGGAGGCUCCUGUCACGGAACAACUUACGCCGUCAAAAGAGAAUGGUGCAGAGAGUGCAGCCAAGUUUAAGUCCAUGACGCAGAAAUCUCUCGUGGAGAAGGUACAUUUCAUUGUUCCUGCAGACGAUCAUGAUGUCUCACAUCGCGAGAACGGGGUCGGGGAGAACUCUGUCGGCGUAAAUGGAACUGACGCCGAUGGAGAUGUAGUGAUGGGGUCUUGA
Messenger RNA from Aspergillus terreus NIH2624, 3234 nucleotides. RefSeq names its product putative histone acetyltransferase. Gene Ontology annotation, biological process: regulation of DNA-templated transcription. The transcript is spliced from 4 exons. The record is from RefSeq and is a predicted model, not a curated record. The coding region runs from base 1 to 3234 and encodes 1077 amino acids. Gene Ontology annotation, molecular function: histone acetyltransferase activity. Lineage: Eukaryota; Fungi; Ascomycota; Eurotiomycetes; Eurotiales; Aspergillaceae.